GCCUGUUCACUGUGUGUGUAGGGACAUUCGUCGUUUUGAGAUUGAUAAACGCUGGUGUCAAGCUGCUAAGUAGUACUGGACGUUCGCUUGCGUUUCGGCACAUUCCAGAAAUUUCUACAAAUCUCGCGAACCGUAACCUGUUAUAAAGCGAUUUGUAUAGUUUGUCUUGAUUAAAGCAUUUUGUGUCUCUCGAUUCCCAUCGAUCGUAAGUUUCGUCCUUGCGAGCAGUGUUCGAUUUUCUGUUUUCCAAAAUGUCCUUGUUCGGUUCACUGAUGGGUGAUUUCGACGACGAUCCUAUUUUUGGGUCCUCAAUGCGGUCUAUGAGACAUAUGAUGAACUCUUUAUUCAAUGAUCCAUUCGAAAUGAUGAAUCAGAAUGCUAUCACAAAUGAUCCCCACAGGACUAGAAAUCACCAGGAUGAUCUUCAGAUGAUGCCAUUUGGAUUUCCACCGAUGCUAUCGUUUAAUAUGGGUCGAUUAUUCACAGAUUUUGACAAUAUGGCACCACAAGGAAAUUGUCAUUCCUUCACUUCUAGAUCUGUAAUGACAAUGGCUAGUGGUCCCGAUGGGCGUCCGCAAGUAUAUCAAGAGACCAUGUCUACAACAACUGCUCCUGGAGGUGUGAAGGAAACGAAAAAAACAGUUUCCGAUUCUCGCACUGGAGUAAAGAAAAUGGCUAUAGGUCAUCACAUUGGUGAGAGGGCACAUAUUUUGGAGCGAGAGCAUAAUGUUCGUAGUGGGGAGCAAGAGGAACGUCAGGAAUUUAUUAAUCUCGAAGAAGAGGAAGCAGAGAGUUUCAAUAAUGAGUGGGAAACGCGUACUCGCCAAGCAGUCGGUGCGAUUGGCAAUUCGCGUUACGGUGCACAUGGUCAUAGAAGUCGUCCUGAUCAUAGACAACUGGCUUUACCUGAUGCAUCGGGAAGUCGAUACUCGAAUUCUUCGAGAUGGACACCUUCUCCUAGACGUAGUAUAAGAUCACCACCUACUUCUAAGACACACACUGCUGCUUCUGCUUUAAGUUCUGAUACAUCUGGUCGUAUCAAAUCAGUUGCUGCUAAACCAACAGCAACAGUAACAGCAUCUUCAGCAAAUGCAAUAGGAAACCGAAAACGUGAACAUACACCGGAUGCUAAAGUUUGCAAAAAACGUCACUCUGAAUCAGAUAGUAAUAUUUAGAUCUUAUAUUAGAAUCAUUUAAACUAUAUUCUAACAGUACUGCAAAACUUCGGUAAAUUUGUUCUCGUUUAAAAAACAUUUCAUAGAAGUUUAAAAGUAUUACUUGGUUCAAUUAAUUCGCAAAAUGUAUAUUUUACAAUCGACUUUAUAUAUACAUCUUAGAGAUAGAAAUAAAGUGAAGUAGUUUCUUUUGUCCCUACAUUUUUUUGUUUGUUUCUCAAAUUUUAAUCUUUACUUAAAGUACGGUAUGUUUAUAUUUACCGAAGUUUCCACUGCAGUUACUUUCCAUUUUACGAAUAGAUGUACUAUUUCUAGAAUCUUUAUGGAUGAUGAUAUGUAAUUAGAUAUAGAGAUUCUGCGGGAUUAUGUAUAACAAGGUAUAUGAAAAGUAUGUGAGUAAGAAUGCAUAAGUAUAUAAUUCUGUCUUGAAUGCGUUUACAGAUGCAUCAUCGAAGAAUUGUUAAAGAAUCAUUAUUUCUCGAAAAGUUUAACUUGUGGUAAAAAGAAUGAUUUGGGAAGGUACAUUAUACUUUGUUGGAACAAUUAUUGUAUUGUCACUUACAUUCUUUAGUAUUUUAUUUUCGUUGAUGUCUUGAAGAUUAAUUUUAAGCAAAAUUCAACUGUUUAGCUGUAUUUUUUGGUACAAAUUAUAUUUGAGCACAGAUAUGUGUUUGUAGUGAGUGUAUUCAACAAUGCCAAAUAUAAUAGGAAGGAACAUA
Molecule: messenger RNA, 1894 nt
Organism: Hylaeus anthracinus
Lineage: Eukaryota; Metazoa; Arthropoda; Insecta; Hymenoptera; Colletidae
Gene: Mlf
Product: myeloid leukemia factor
Exons: 6
Coding region: 252-1175 (307 amino acids)
Biological process (GO): regulation of DNA-templated transcription
Cellular component (GO): nucleus; cytoplasm
Source: RefSeq, a predicted model, not a curated record